CACACUUGUAUUUAUUGGUAUUAAACAUAAUAGUAGUAUUUUUCAUAGCGACUGCACAUUUGUACAACAGUGUCAUUUCUACCAGACGAUGGCAGGAGCAAUUGUGCGAUUAAAUAUUUUAACAAAACCGCAAAUUGCGUGCGUUUUGCCAAUUGCGGCGCAACGUCGUUUGCAAAGCACGCAAGCACCACCACCCGGAACACCGCCUCCACAAACUAAAACCAAAUUUGGCAACUUAGCUGAUCAAGAUCGCGUCUUUACCAAUUUGUAUGGCCGUCAUGAUUGGCGUUUGAAGGGUGCCAUGAAACGUGGUGAUUGGUACAAGACCAAGGAAAUCAUGUUGAAGGGAUCCGAAUGGAUCAUCAAUGAAAUCAAGACCUCGGGUCUUCGUGGCCGUGGUGGUGCUGGUUUCCCCAGUGGCAUGAAAUGGUCAUUCAUGAACAAACCCUCUGAUGGCCGUCCCAAAUACUUGGUGGUCAAUGCUGAUGAAGGUGAGCCUGGUACCUGCAAAGAUCGUGAUAUUAUGCGUCAUGAUCCCCAUAAGUUGGUUGAAGGUUGUUUGAUUGCCGGCCGUGCCAUGGGUGCUCAAGCUGCCUACAUUUACAUUCGUGGUGAAUUUUACAAUGAAGCAUCCAACAUGCAAUUGGCCAUUGCUGAAGCUUACCAAGCCGGUUUGAUUGGCAAAAAUGCCUGCGGCUCUGGCUACGAUUUUGAUGUAUUCAUGCAUCGUGGUGCUGGUGCCUAUAUCUGUGGCGAAGAGACCGCUUUAAUUGAAUCCCUUGAAGGCAAACAAGGCAAACCUCGUCUAAAGCCCCCAUUCCCUGCUGAUGUUGGUCUCUUCGGUUGCCCCACCACAGUGACCAAUGUUGAAACCGUUGCCGUUUCUCCCACCAUUUGCCGUCGCGGUGGUACUUGGUUCGCCAGUUUCGGCCGUACUCGUAAUUCGGGCACUAAGCUUUUCAACAUUUCUGGCCAUGUCAAUAAUCCUUGCACUGUUGAGGAAGAAAUGUCCAUUUCCUUGAAGGAACUUAUCGAACGUCACGCUGGCGGCAUUCGUGGUGGUUGGGACAAUCUUUUGGGUGUUAUUCCCGGUGGUUCGUCCACUCCCAUCAUCCCUAAGCAUGUGUGUGAUGAUGUGAUAAUGGACUUUGAUGGUCUUAUUGCCGCUCAGACUUCAUUGGGUACCGCUGCCAUCAUUGUCAUGGACAAGUCAACAGAUGUUAUUAAGGCCAUUGCUCGAUUAAUUUCCUUCUAUAAACAUGAAAGUUGUGGUCAGUGCACACCUUGCCGAGAGGGUAUUGGCUGGAUGAACAAGAUUAUGGGCAGAUUUGUAGCCGGUAAUGCUGAUCCCUCUGAAAUCGAUAUGCUGUGGGAAAUCUCCAAACAAAUUGAAGGACACACUAUUUGUGCUUUGGGUGAUGGUGCUGCUUGGCCCGUACAAGGUUUAAUUCGUCACUUCAGACCAGAAAUUGAGGCUAGAAUGAAGCAAUACUCCGCCAGAGCUUCAAAUUAAACACGAAAGAAGUAAUUUAAAGAAAACGGGGAAGAAAAAUUUAGCAACUUUUGUUUUUUUGUAAAUCGUUAGUACGAAUAAAAUUAAUUAAUUAUU
Calliphora vicina (urban bluebottle blowfly) is the source of this 1609-nucleotide messenger RNA. RefSeq names its product NADH dehydrogenase (ubiquinone) 51 kDa subunit (gene ND-51). NCBI's taxonomy places the organism in Eukaryota, Metazoa, Arthropoda, Insecta, Diptera, Calliphoridae. Gene Ontology annotation, molecular function: 4 iron, 4 sulfur cluster binding; NAD binding; FMN binding. The coding region runs from base 89 to 1513 and encodes 474 amino acids. The record is from RefSeq and is a predicted model, not a curated record. The transcript has 4 exons. Gene Ontology annotation, biological process: mitochondrial electron transport, NADH to ubiquinone.